Callorhinus ursinus (northern fur seal) is the source of this 2055-nucleotide messenger RNA. RefSeq names its product nudix hydrolase 18 (gene NUDT18). Gene Ontology annotation, molecular function: 8-oxo-GDP phosphatase activity; 8-oxo-dGDP phosphatase activity. The record is from RefSeq and is a predicted model, not a curated record. Lineage: Eukaryota; Metazoa; Chordata; Mammalia; Carnivora; Otariidae.
CCGAGUCGGCAGGGGGAGGGGGCGACGGCGGCGGACCGCUGUCUCACCCGUGUCCCACCUUGCCCGGCGCGGUCGGUCUGCGGGGGCCCGUUUGCCGCCUCCCAGGGGACCCGAUGGCAUCGGAGGGCCUGGCGGGGGCGCUGGCGGCGGUGUUGGGGGGCCAGGGGCUGAAUGUGCACAGCUGCGACUCGGUGCCGGCCGGGGAGCCCCGGGCGCCCGUGCGGCUGCGGAAGAACGUCUGCUACGUGGUGCUGGCCGUGUUCCUCAACGAGCAGGAUGAGGUGCUACUGAUCCAGGAGGCCAAGAAAGAGUGCCGUGGGUCUUGGUACCUACCCGCGGGGAGAAUGGAGCCUGGGGAGACCAUCGUGGAGGCACUGCAGCGGGAGGUGAAGGAGGAGGCCGGGCUGCACUGUGAGCCUCUGACAUUGCUGUCUGUGGAGGAGCGGGGCCCCUCCUGGAUCCGCUUUGUGUUCCUCGCUCGAGCCACAGGUGGAAAUCUCAAGAGUUCCAAGGAGGCGGAUGCGGAGUCCCUGCAGGCUGGCUGGUACCCACGAACCUCCCUGCCCACUCCACUGCGAGCCCAGGACAUUCUGCACCUGGUAGAGCUAGCCGCCCAGUACCGCCAGCAAGCCAGGCACCCUCUUAUUCUGCCCCAGGAGCUUCCCUGUAGUCUGGUCUGCCAGCGACUCGUGGCCACCUUUACCAGUGUCCAGACAGUGUGGGUGUUGGUGGGCACAGUGGGGAUGCCUCACUUGCCCAUCACUGCCUGCGGCUUCACUCCCAUGGAGCAAAGGGGUGGCAUCAAGAUGGCCAUCCUGCGGCUGCUACAGGAGUGUCUGACCCUGCACCACUUGGCAGUGGAGACCAAGGGGUUGCUUGGACUGCAACAUCUGGGCAAAGACCAUGCAGAUGGCGUCUGCUUGAAUGUGCUGGUGACUGUGGCUUUUCGGAACCCAGGUAUGCAGAGUGAGCCCCCAAAGGUUCGGGGUGAGAACUUUUUUUGGUGGAAGGUGAUGGAGGAAGAUCUACAAAGCCAGCUCUUACAGAGACUUCAGGAAUCAUCUGUUGUCCCAGUCAACAGAUAGGAAGGUGCCAUCGUUGUGCAAGGAGCCAGUCUCCUGGGCCCUCUCCUCCCCCACCGCGGCUCUGCCUUCCUCUGAGGGAGGCAGGAGGUUGGCAGUCGGGUCUUGUUGCCUUAGGAGGUGAUUCUCCUAGUUCUCAGGGUAAUUUCCUUCUCUGUGGAACAGGUCCCUGCAUUGCACCAGGACAGUGCCUUUAACCAAACAAGGAGUUCAGAGCUUAAGGAUCUAAUUGCCCUGUGGGCACGAUGAGGGCACUACUCCCUACGGGGAUGUGAGAACUUUCUGAACCUGAGAGGGCAUCUACUCGUCAUUUUCCAUGCUUGCCUCAGUAAAGGCCUACAUCCCGAUUCUCAGGCACUUAGAAUACGGACUUGGGUUGCUGGGGGAGGUCAUUCCAAGGGAGUGGGCCCCUUGCUGAGUAAAUAGGUGGCAUUUGCUUUGCCUUCCUGCCUACAUGUCUCUGUGGGGAGGAAGUGAGCAGGAAGGGGGAACUGCAUCAAGAAAGAAGCUCCUCCCCUUGUCCCACCACAGCCACCCAGGUCUUCCCAGAUAGCAAGCUUGUGUCCCAGACUGCAGGUGACUGGGGUGGGCAGGCUUCCUGCUGUCCACCAUAGCCUCUGUGGUCCACUGGUGCUCUCUUUCUCUUGCCUGCCAGGGCAGGAUGUGUCCACAUCCCCUCUGGGGUUUGAGCAGUGAGAACACCAGAAGCUUCAGGUGGGCAAGGAGCUGUAAAGUAGAAGCUGGUCCUGCCUCCUUGAGCUUCCCUGUUCCCUCCCUGCAUCACUCUGCUGGCCUCCAGGCUCCUGCCUCUGCCUUUCUACAACUUCAGCCCAAGCCAGACCAAAACCCUUUAUUCCUUUCCCCUCAACCCAGCAGAAUCAUGAUAAAAAUUAUUGUUUUAAAAAAGAACUUUACUAAAACUUAAGGGAAAACCACAGGAAGUGAACAAAGAAAAUAUAUCGUGUGCUGAUCA